Vitis riparia (riverbank grape) is the source of this 1423-nucleotide messenger RNA. Its product is annotated as replication factor C subunit 2. Gene Ontology annotation, molecular function: DNA clamp loader activity; DNA binding; ATP hydrolysis activity. Gene Ontology annotation, cellular component: DNA replication factor C complex; nucleus. The transcript has 7 exons. The record is from RefSeq and is a predicted model, not a curated record. Lineage: Eukaryota; Viridiplantae; Streptophyta; Magnoliopsida; Vitales; Vitaceae. Gene Ontology annotation, biological process: DNA repair; DNA-templated DNA replication. The coding region runs from base 67 to 1059 and encodes 330 amino acids.
UUUUCCCUCCAAAUUGAGGGUUUAGAAUAGGGUUUUUGGAAUUCUUCAUCGCCUGCGAAACCAACAAUGGCGUCAUCGUCUUCGAUGAGCAACUACGACAUGCCAUGGGUGGAGAAGUAUAGACCCACCAAAGUAGCAGAUAUUGUUGGCAACGAAGAUACCGUCUCUAGGCUCCAAGUCAUAGCUCGCGAUGGCAAUAUGCCAAAUCUGAUCUUAUCGGGCCCUCCUGGAACUGGCAAAACCACGAGUGUAUUGGCUCUUGCACACGAGCUUUUGGGAGCAAAUUACAGGGAGGCAGUAUUAGAGUUAAAUGCAUCAGAUGACAGGGGCAUUGAUGUAGUGAGGAACAAAAUCAAGAUGUUUGCUCAAAAGAAAGUAACAUUGCCUUCUGGGAGUCACAAAAUAGUCAUAUUGGAUGAAGCUGACAGCAUGACAACUGGAGCGCAGCAAGCAUUGAGACGGACAAUGGAAAUAUAUUCAAAUUCCACUCGCUUUGCCCUUGCAUGCAAUAUCUCCUCCAAAAUUAUUGAGCCUAUUCAGAGUAGAUGUGCCAUUGUUCGAUUUUCAAGAUUAUCUGAUCAGGAGAUCCUUGGUCGACUGAUGGUGGUGGUUGAAGCAGAGAAGGUUCCUUUUGUCCCGGAAGGUCUUGAAGCAAUCAUCUUUACUGCUGAUGGUGAUAUGAGGCAAGCAUUAAAUAACUUGCAAGCUACAUACAGCGGAUUCCGGUUUGUCAACCAAGAAAAUGUAUUUAAGGUCUGUGACCAACCUCAUCCUUUGCAUGUGAAGAAUAUGGUCCGUAAUGUACUUGAGGGGAAAUUUGAUGAUGCUUGUUAUGGAUUGAAGCAGCUGUAUGAUCUUGGUUAUUCCCCGACUGACAUAAUCACAACCCUUUUCCGAAUCAUUAAAAAUUAUGACAUGGCUGAAUACCUGAAAUUAGAAUUCAUGAAGGAAACUGGCUUCGCCCAUAUGAGAAUCUGUGAUGGAGUUGGUUCGUAUCUUCAGCUAUGCGGUCUCCUUGCCAAGCUUGCUGUUGUUAGGGAAACAGCAAAAGCAUUUUGAGGAGCUGGGAACUGGAAAUGGAAACUGCAAUCUUUCUGCCUCUUCCACUGGUGAUAAAUAUUAGCUAACAGUUUUUUAUGUCUAGCUUCAUGCAUGGUUUGUUAGGAGAAACCGAAAGUACCCGUAUGAAUCAAAAACAUGUUUUACUUGUAUUUAUACCACAAUGAUCACCAGGGGUUGGGUUUAUUUUUAGUUCAAUGAUGGGGUUGCUUCAUUAUCAUCACAACUGAGAAAUAGGGUUAAUCCAUAUAUAUAAGGAAGCUGCUAAUGUGAUCAUGUAUGCAGAAUACUGACUUUGUCCCUUGACAACUGUGAGUGCUGCUUACUGAUAUAAUAUAUUGCUCAAACAACCUUUUGUCCUUGA